AUGAACGGCACAGAGGGACCAUAUUUUUAUAUCCCUAUGCAAAAUACUACCGGCAUUGUCCGGAGUCCUUAUGAUUACCCUCAGUAUUACCUUGUCAACCCAGCAGCUUAUGCUGCCCUGGGUGCCUAUAUGUUCCUGCUCAUCCUCGUUGGUUUUCCCGUCAACUUCCUCACUCUCUACGUUACCCUCGAACACAAGAAGCUGCGAACCCCUCUAAACUACAUCCUGCUGAACCUUGCGGUGGCUGACCUCUUCAUGGUGUUUGGAGGAUUCACCACAACGAUGUACACCUCUAUGCAUGGCUACUUCGUUCUAGGUCGUCUUGGCUGCAACCUAGAAGGAUUCUUUGCAACCCUCGGAGGUGAAAUUUCCCUGUGGUCACUUGUUGUUCUGGCUGUUGAAAGGUGGAUGGUUGUCUGCAAGCCAAUCAGCAACUUUCGCUUUGGAGAAAACCAUGCCAUCAUGGGUUUGGCCUUCACCUGGUUUGCCGCCUCUGCUUGCGCUGUACCCCCUCUUGUUGGCUGGUCUCGUUACAUCCCUGAGGGCAUGCAGUGCUCAUGUGGAGUGGACUACUACACACGUGCAGAAGGUUUCAACAAUGAAUCCUUUGUGAUCUACAUGUUCAUCUGCCACUUCCUCAUUCCAAUGUUUAUUGUGUUUUUUUGCUAUGGCCGUCUGCUCUGUGCUGUCAAAGAGGCUGCUGCUGCCCAGCAGGAGUCAGAGUCCACCCAAAGGGCUGAGAGGGAAGUCACCCGCAUGGUUGUGAUCAUGGUUAUUGGUUUCCUGGUAUGCUGGGUUCCCUAUGCAAGUGUGGCCUGGUAUAUCUUCCUAAAUCAGGGCUCUGAGUUCGGACCUCUUUUUAUGACCAUCCCCGCCUUCUUUGCCAAGAGUUCUGCCAUCUACAACCCAUUGAUCUACAUCUGCAUGAACAAACAGUUCCGUCACUGCAUGAUCACCACCUUGUGCUGUGGGAAGAAUCCCUUCGAGGAGGAGGAGGAGGGAGCAUCCAGUACCAAGACCGAGGCCUCUUCUGCCUCCUCUAGCUCUGUCUCACCAGCAUAA
Messenger RNA from Pleuronectes platessa (European plaice), 1062 nucleotides. RefSeq names its product rhodopsin. The coding region runs from base 1 to 1062 and encodes 353 amino acids. Gene Ontology annotation, cellular component: membrane; photoreceptor outer segment. Gene Ontology annotation, molecular function: G protein-coupled receptor activity. The transcript has a single exon. The record is from RefSeq and is a predicted model, not a curated record. Lineage: Eukaryota; Metazoa; Chordata; Actinopteri; Pleuronectiformes; Pleuronectidae. Gene Ontology annotation, biological process: visual perception; phototransduction; G protein-coupled receptor signaling pathway.